CCUUCUCUUCGCACCGACUCUUCGACACACUUAUGGCGAACAGCUCUAAAAAUCACGCGCCACUCGUGAUCCCUGAGCGCUUUGCGAAACUGUUCACCAACGCCAGGCCCGCUCGCCGCACAUCCCUCACGAACCAACGGCCCUCGCAUCGAGCGCGUCGACCAGCGACCGCACCUGCCUCACUUCCUUCUCUGUUCUUCUUUGUCUCAAAGCCUUUCGUCACUUUCCCCGCUGGCACCUCCCUCUCAGCAUCUCAAUUUCCCAAGCUCAUCAGCUCCAAGAAUGUUCGUCCUCGCUCUAGAUUCCACUGGGUUCACAUCGCACCUUCUUCGGAUCUGGAUCUCAUCUUCCUCUCCCAUUGGGGGUCAAGAUUCGUGAGGGUGAGGCAGGCAGACGGUCCUCACGGUCGCGUGUACUUUGAGGAGGUGGCAAGUGGACCGGAGCGCUACCUCUCGAGCGAGGUCAAGGUGGUCAACAUCUGCGGAUACCCCGCCGUGCGCCUCCUUCGCGUUGAGGUCGCCGGAGAGGACAUCAACCUCUUCGUCAAAGAGCUAGCACCCAGCUCUGGCGUCCCACCGCUGUGCCCGAGGUGCAAGAACGCGGGCGCGAGCCACGCUGCGCCUCGCGAGUCGCCUGCUCCCUCGGCGAGCCAUGCUACGCCUCGCAAGUCGGUUCUUCCCCAAUCUCCAUCUGAUCCCACCCCUGGCUCUCCGGUCUUUUCUCCUCCUCGCGGCUCGCCAGUGGUCUCUGAGGGCGGUAAUCGUGAGGUUGACGAUGGGGAGGAGGGCGACGAUGGGGAGAAGGGCGACGUACUCAUGAGGGAGGGCGAGGGCGCCGACCAGACGCUCGAAAUGCCCGCGGACAUCUCUCUCCCCGACUUCAUGAGCGCCUGCUUUGACCCUUCGACCAUUCGCAAGCCGGCACAGGACCCCAACUGCGGCUACGCCUGCUUCGAGCGAGGGCCUCACCUCUCCAUGGACAUUCGCACCUUCUUCUUCAACCUCGUCGGCCAACCUGCGGCCUUCAACACUCCUCUCGCUGUCCUCAUCUUCAAGACACUCUCUCUCGUUCAACGCUCCAACAUCGCGCAGCGAAUCUUCCCUGGCGGCGAGAUGCCCACUUCGAAGGAUCCGAUGCCUCCUCUUCGUGCCGACCACAAGCUGCGCAAGCAAGACCUUCCUCUGCUCGCCACAGCCCUCAGGAGCCCGGUCGCUGCCCUUGUUUCCCCGCACUACCAGCGUUCGAGGACCUACCCUCCAGUCGGUUUGGGUGAGGACGAGAAGAUGGGCGAGCCCUUUGUCGUCCUCAUCCACGACGAGGGUACCGAGGAUGAGGUGUGGUGCCACUUCGAUGCGCGACCUGACGCUCGCUUCCCCCCCUUCUCGUUGGGCUUCUGGGGUGAUGAGCAGGAGCGACUGAUGGCGACUACGGAGCACGAGCAAGCCCAUGCCAAAUGCAGGGUGUGGGUCGUACGAGACGAGGGUGCUCGCUAUGCGCGUUGUGGAUGCAGGAUCGAGGGCGCGGCUGGGGCAUCAUCAUUGUCGUCAUCCUCAACUUCGUCAUGA
This is a messenger RNA of Jaminaea rosea, 1565 nucleotides long. RefSeq lists its product as hypothetical. Bases 33 to 1565 code for a protein of 510 amino acids. The record is from RefSeq and is a predicted model, not a curated record. The transcript is spliced from 3 exons. Lineage: Eukaryota; Fungi; Basidiomycota; Exobasidiomycetes; Microstromatales.